Papaver somniferum (opium poppy) is the source of this 1654-nucleotide messenger RNA. Its product is annotated as zinc finger MYM-type protein 1. The transcript has 3 exons. Gene Ontology annotation, molecular function: protein dimerization activity. NCBI's taxonomy places the organism in Eukaryota, Viridiplantae, Streptophyta, Magnoliopsida, Ranunculales, Papaveraceae. Bases 66 to 1598 code for a protein of 510 amino acids. The record is from RefSeq and is a predicted model, not a curated record.
AAUUAUUCAAGCAAGGUGGACGCAAUUAUCAGCUGGAUACAAACGGCAGUAGAGAUUGGCAUAAUAUGGGUGCUAAGCUUUCACGUCAUGAGUUAUCUACUAGGCACUAUACUUCCAUGCAUAAAUGGAAAGAAUUGGAAAUUAGACUUCACAAGAAUGAAACUAUUGAUAAGGAGAUUCAUGAACAAAUCAAGAAGGAGAAAGAAUAUUGGAAACAAGUAUUGAUAAGAAUUUUUGCUGUUAUUAGAACCCUUGCUAAAAAUAAUUUGGCGUUCCGUGGAACAAACGACAAGGUUGGUGUAGCGAAUAACGGUAAUUUCUUAAGCUUUAUUGAAAUGAUUGCCGAGUUCGAUUUGGUAAUGCAAGAACAUCUUCGACGUAUUAAAAACCAUGAAGUUUAUCAUCAUUAUCUUGGUCCUUCAAUCCAAAAUGAAUUAAUCGCAUUGUUGGCACGUCAUGUGAAAGAUAAAAUUGUUCAGAAAAUUCAAGAAGCAAAGUAUUUUUCUGUAAUACUUGAUUGUACUCCGGACAUAAGUAAUGAAGAGCAAAUGUCUCUUGUCAUAAGAUGUGUAGAUGUGUCCACGUCUUCGACCAAAUUUGAGGAGUACUUUUUGGGAUUUGUAAAGGUGGACGACUCGACGGGAAGAGGACUUUUUAAUAAACUGGAAGAGCUCUUGCAGAACCUGAACCUUGAUAUUCGUAAUGUUAGAGGGCAAGGUUGGACGGUGUUUAAGAAACAUGUAAAAGGUUUUACGGUUAAACCAUUAUCAGAUACUCGGUGGGAGAGUCAUAUAGAAUCUAUCAAAGCAAUCCGAUUUCAAGCUCCCGAAAUACGAGAUGCCUUAAUAGAGCUGUCGACUUCGGCUGAUUUUGAUGCGAAGACAAGGGAAGCUAAAAUACUUGCAACAUCCAUGAAUAUAGAGCCUAUUUUUUAUGAGGUACGAGUACGAAAAAGAAAAAAGCACUUUGAUGAAAUCGAUGAGAUAGAGGAAGUACAACCACCACUGCAAGGUAUGGAAUCCUUCCGAAUUGAAUACUUCAUUUUUAUAAUGGACCAGGCUAUUUCUUCUCUCAAACGUAGGUUUAAACAAUUUCAAGCAUACGAGGAAACUUAUGGAUUUUUGUUUAAUAUAGAAAAAUUAAGGUCUCUUGAUGAUAGUACCUUACGGAAUUCUUGUGUGAAACUUGAAAAGUACCUAAGCUAUGAAAUGGAAUUCGAUAUCAAUGGGGAUGAGUUAUAUACGGAGUUGAAGGUUUUGCGAAGUUUUUUGCCUAACGAAACAAAAAAGGCUAUUGAUGUGUUGAGUUUCUUAACAAAUAUGGGUGGCUGCUAUUCAAAUGCGUCUAUUUCAUAUAGAAUUUUAUUGACAAUCCCUGUUACAGUUGCAUCUGCAGAAAGAAGUUUUUCGAAGUUAAAGUUGAUCAAAUCCUACCUUCGAUCAACGAUGUCUCAAGAAAGAUUAAACGGACUAGCGAUGUUAUCCAUUGAAGCAGAUAUGCUAAGUAGUAUUGACUAUGAUAGUAUUAUAAAUGAGUUCGCAUCCGUAAAUGCGAAAAGGUCGAUCUUUACGUCCAUUACUAGUAUUGUAUCUUCUUGAACAAAAUGAUAAAUGUUUGGUAAUAUUAUACUCAUAUCAUCAUGUGUUAUCAGGUA